Phytomonas sp. Hart1 is the source of this 1557-nucleotide messenger RNA. The record is from the annotation of a GenBank genome assembly. Lineage: Eukaryota; Euglenozoa; Kinetoplastea; Trypanosomatida; Trypanosomatidae.
AUGGUCUGCGAUAGCUUCGCCUUCCUGGGCUACACCAAGCGAUGGUACAUCGUCAUGUCCUGCGUCGCGGGGGCGAUGUGUUCCUUCGGGAUCGCCAUCCUGCCCGCGAAGGAGUCCUCGGCGAACACCGCCGGCGCCCUCAUCUUCCUGACCUCCUACUUCAAGGCCAACGUGGACAUCCUCUCCGAGGGCUUCUACAGCCGUCUUAUAAUCAAACAACCCGAUCAGGGCCCGGCGCUGGUGAGCUGGGUUUGGUGGUUUGUCUUGGUCGGCAACAUCAUCUCCUCCAUGGUACUGGGGCCUCUGGGGGAUAAUCAUAUUCCCCAAGUCGGCGUUUACAUCUCCAUGGUUCUGCAGCUUCUGACAAUUGUUGUUUUCAUUUAUAACUGGUACGGUGAGAAGCCAAACCGAGAAGAGCGCGCCGAUGACGUAAAGUACAGAUGUCUGAAGCAACUCACCGAGAGAAAUAUGAAUGAGAUUGCCACCACAAAUCAUCGCGAAUUUCAGAUAAGCGAUAAUGAUACUGAUGGGGCAUUACAGAAGCCCCUCAUGGAUGAUAAAGGGGAAGAACUAAAGCGAAAUCUUUUAUCGGAUCCUAUCCCCUGUUGCUUCGGCCUUUUUGAAAUGAAUAAGGAUAUCAUCGUGUUCAACUGGAGGGCAUUGACGUACGCUGUAAUCUUGACGAUCGCGGUGGUGGUGAUGAUCAUUUGUAAUAUCUUCUCCGGAAAGAUUGGGUUGCUUAUCGCUUGCAGCAGCGUGUCGAUUGUGUGUUGUGGGGCAUCCUUCUGGGCACUCCCGCUCGCCAUUGCCAAAGUUAACGUGUUUGGAUAUCUGCAAUCGAUCAGUUUUAUUCUGUUGCCGGGGGCGAUCAAUACGUUUUACAUGACCGAUGCCAAGUGCUUACCCAACGGACCACAUUUCUCCUAUACCUUCUACAACGGCUUUUUAGCAGUCUUCUCCAAUGUUGGGGCCCUCCUUGGCGUUCUGUGCUUCUCCCAUUUCUUCCCUAAAGUGAAUUAUCGUCUUGCCUUUAUUUUGCCCACGAUUGGGAUAAUGUUUGCCUCGCUUAUUGACAUUACGAUUGUGAAACGGUGGAACAUCAAAAUUGGCAUUCCUGACCAUUUUCUAUACCUUUUCAGCCACAGUGUGGUGGUGCAAAUUUUGAUCAAACUGCAGGGUAUGCCGAUGUUCGUGCUCUUGUCCCGGCUGUGUCCAUGUGGGUCGGAAUGCCUGGUGUAUGCCUUGUUGUCGGGCUUCACCAGCCUCGGAAGAAGCGGCAGCACCACCCUUGGUGCGAUCAUAAUGGAAUUCUUUUUGCCUAUAAAGACAAAGGUUCCUUGCGAUUACAGUAAUAUGCCACUUUUAAUUCUAAUUUGCCACGGUAUCGCGCCAUCGAUCACCAUUCCUUUCAUCUUCCUGCUCAUUCCCUCUGCUCGCAUUUGUGAUAACCUUGAUAUUAAUGGACAUGUUGUCAAGGAUAAAGUGAACUCGGAGGUUAUUAUGCGGAGAGAGCCGUUGAUGGAAGAUAAAGACAAACAGACAACUAAGGAUUCGUAA